Messenger RNA from Nicrophorus vespilloides, 4059 nucleotides. It is a transcript of the gene pea, whose product is annotated as ATP-dependent RNA helicase DHX8. The transcript is spliced from 6 exons. Gene Ontology annotation, biological process: spliceosomal complex disassembly; mRNA splicing, via spliceosome. Gene Ontology annotation, cellular component: intracellular anatomical structure; catalytic step 2 spliceosome. The record is from RefSeq and is a predicted model, not a curated record. NCBI's taxonomy places the organism in Eukaryota, Metazoa, Arthropoda, Insecta, Coleoptera, Silphidae. Gene Ontology annotation, molecular function: RNA helicase activity; ATP binding; RNA binding. The coding region runs from base 113 to 3709 and encodes 1198 amino acids.
AUUUGGUAUACUGUAGCCAUCUGAUUUUAAGAAUACGUUCCAGUCUUAUUUUUCAUAACCUCGAAAUAAUUAACAACUACAUAUUAAAGCCUGGUUUUGAAAUAUCUAAGAGAUGGAUGAGGUAGAGAAGUUAGAGCACCUGUCGCUGGUGUCCAAAGUUUGCACAGAAUUGGAAAAUCAUUUAGGAAUUAAUGAUAAAGAUUUAGCUGAAUUUAUUAUACACCUUGCAAACAAGAAUACAACCCAAGAUGCUUUUAAAAAAGUCUUAUUGGAAAAUGGGGCUGAAUUCUCAGAUUCCUUCAUUGCAAAUUUGCUGAGAAUUAUUCAGCAUAUGAAACCAUCCAGAAGCAGCAGUAGCUAUGACACAGGCAAAGAAAAGCCAAAUGAUGAAUUAUCAGUGAAGUUUCCUGGCCUAGCCUUACCUAAUGAAACACAAAAAUCUAUUUUUGAGAAACAUGGUGUACCUUGUACAGAAGAUAAAGAAGUGGUUGAUGACUUAAUGGCUCAAUUUGAAGCAAAUGCACCAAGUGGUCACACUGCAGAGACACCAAGCAGGGAGAAGAGGAGGAGAAGUAGGUCAAAGUCCAAGGAAAAGAGGAGGAGGAGAUCCCCAGAUAGAUCUAAACAUCGAUCAUCUAGAAGAUCCACUUCCAGAUCAAGAAGAUCUAGAUCCAGGUCAAGGAACAGAAGGAGAUCAAGGUCUAGAUCUAGGUCUAGGAAUAGGAGACAUGAAAGAAGUGAAAGAAGGAGGUCUCCAGAGAAGAGAAGGAGGUCCCGUUCAAAGGUUAGGCAGCAGAGGCAUGAAAGCCCAGAGCUAGAGGAUGAUCCUGUUGUAGGAAAGGUUUACAAUGGAAAGGUUGCAAAUACUGUACCAUUUGGUUGCUUUGUUCAACUGGAAGGUUUGAGGAAGAGGUGGGAAGGUUUGGUGCAUAUUUCACAACUUAGAGCCGAAGGCAGAGUGACAAAUGUUACUGAAGUAGUUUCAAGAGGAAAUCGAGUGAAAGUAAAGGUGCUUUCAAUUACCGGUCAAAAGGUGUCUUUAUCCAUGAAAGACGUUUGUCAAACAACCGGAAUUGACCUAAAUCCUACUAUUACCUCUAUCCGCGAUCAGGAGUUUAAAGACAGAAAUCCCGACAGGCCCAUGAAUAAUAGCACAUCAGUUCUUCGGCUACCAAUGAAUACCGAAGAAAAUGAGGAGGAUUCCAGGAAACGGGUGACACGUAUCUCUAGUCCAGAGAGAUGGGAAAUUAAGCAGAUGAUAUCGUCAGGCUGUAUAGAUAAAAGCGAGUUACCAGAUUUCGACGAAGACACUGGGUUACUGCCCAAAGAAGAGGAUGGCGGCGAGGCCGAUAUAGAAAUUGAGCUUGUGGAGGAUGAACCUCCAUUCUUAAACGGCCAUGGUCGAGCUAUGCAUGAUUUGAGCCCGGUGAGAAUCGUGAAAAAUCCAGAUGGAAGUUUAGCUCAAGCUGCUAUGAUGCAAUCCGCCUUGGCGAAGGAGAGGAGAGAGCAGAAAAUGAUACAAAGAGAGCAAGAAGUGGAUUCUCAGCCCAGUGGAAAGGGAAAAAACUGGAUUGAUCCAUUACCGGAAGAUGAUAAUAAAGCGUCAAUUUCUAACAUCAGAGGGAUUGGGUUGCAAUCGCAAGAUUUACCGGAGUGGAAAAAACACGUUAUUGGUGGCAAGAAGACUUCGUUUGGAAAGAAGACAAAUUUGACUAUAUUGGAGCAGAGACAAUCUCUUCCGAUUUAUAAAUUACGAGAGGAAUUGAUUAAGGCGGUAACUGAUAAUCAAAUUUUAAUUGUAAUUGGAGAAACUGGUUCCGGGAAGACUACACAGAUCACGCAGUAUUUGGCUGAAGCCGGGUUAACGACGAGGGGAAAGAUUGGGUGCACGCAACCUAGGCGUGUAGCUGCAAUGUCCGUGGCUAAGCGUGUUGCUGAAGAAUUUGGUUGUCGUCUUGGACAGGAGGUCGGAUAUACGAUUCGUUUCGAGGACUGCACGAGUCCUGAAACUAUCAUCAAAUACAUGACGGACGGUAUGUUACUGCGAGAAUGUCUCAUGGACUUAGAUUUGAAGAAUUACUCGUUGAUCAUGUUGGAUGAGGCUCACGAACGUACCAUCCACACGGACGUAUUGUUCGGACUUCUCAAGCAAGCCGUCACCAAACGUCCCGAAUUAAAGUUGAUAGUAACAUCUGCAACACUGGAUGCUGUCAAGUUUUCGCAAUACUUCUUCGAAGCUCCAAUUUUCACCAUCCCCGGUCGUACUUUCCCUGUGGAAGUUCUGUACACCAAAGAACCGGAAACUGACUAUUUGGAUGCCAGUUUAAUAACAGUAAUGCAAAUACAUUUGCGUGAACCUCCUGGGGAUGUCUUGCUCUUCUUGACAGGUCAGGAGGAGAUUGACACGGCCUGUGAAAUAUUAUACGAGAGGAUGAAGUCACUUGGACCCGAUGUACCGGAAUUGAUUAUACUGCCGGUGUAUUCCGCUUUACCAUCUGAUAUGCAGACAAGAAUUUUCGAUCCUGCACCUCCGGGAAGUCGUAAAGUUGUAAUCGCAACGAAUAUUGCUGAAACCUCUCUUACUAUCGACGGUAUUUUCUACGUUGUGGAUCCUGGAUUUGUCAAACAGAAAGUGUACAACUCAAAAACCGGCAUGGAUUCUUUGGUGGUAACACCGAUUUCUCAGGCUCAAGCUAAACAGAGAGCAGGAAGAGCAGGCAGGACUGGACCAGGAAAAUGCUACCGUUUGUAUACCGAACGUGCCUACAGAGAUGAGAUGUUGCCGACCCCUGUACCAGAAAUUCAAAGAACUAAUUUAGCUACCACCGUUUUACAACUGAAGACGAUGGGGAUUAACGAUUUGCUGCACUUCGAUUUCAUGGACGCACCUCCGGUUGAGUCGCUAAUUAUGGCUUUAGAACAACUGCAUUCGCUUUCCGCCUUGGACGAUGAAGGAUUACUGACGCGACUUGGUAGAAGAAUGGCCGAAUUUCCUCUGGAACCCAACCUCUCGAAGAUGUUGAUCAUGUCGGUGGCACUUCAGUGCUCUGAUGAGAUUCUGACAAUAGUCAGUAUGCUUUCUAUACAGAACGUGUUUUACAGACCUAAAGAUAAGCAGGCCGUAGCGGAUCAAAAGAAGGCGAAGUUUAAUCAGCCCGAGGGAGACCAUCUCACUUUGCUCGCGGUAUACAACAGUUGGAAGAACAACAAGUUCUCAAACGCGUGGUGUUACGAGAAUUUCGUGCAGAUCAGGACACUGAAAAGAGCACAGGAUGUUAGGAAACAGCUGCUGGGCAUCAUGGACAGACACAAAUUGGACGUGGUGUCUGCGGACAGAAACACCGUAAGGAUACAGAAGGCUGUGUGUUCCGGUUUCUUUAGGAACGCGGCCAAAAAGGAUCCUCAGGAAGGUUACAGGACUUUAGUAGACAGCCAAGUAGUUUACAUCCAUCCUUCCAGCGCAUUGUUCAAUAGACAACCUGAAUGGGUUAUUUAUCACGAGUUAGUGCAGACCACCAAGGAGUAUAUGCGCGAAGUAACAGCGAUAGAUCCCAAGUGGCUGGUAGAGUUCGCACCGGCCUUCUUCAAAUUCUCCGAUCCCACCAAGCUCAGCAAAUUCAAGAAGAACCAAAGGCUUGAACCUCUCUAUAACAAAUACGAGGAACCGAACGCUUGGAGGAUAUCGCGCGUUCGCCGUAGGAGAAAUUAAAGUAGAAAUUAAGUGUCUUGUUGGAUUAUUGACACAAACAAAAGACAUUACAGGUUACAAAAAAGAAAUAUAUCCAUAUAAAACAAACUUUUCAACUUGAAUCUGAACUGUGUUGUAGUUCAUUUAAAAUUUUGAUGAAAAGCAUUUCAUUAACAUUUAACUUUGUAUAUUCAGUUGCCUAAAUGAGAAUAUAUAAUUGAUCCGGACGAUUUACAAUUUAAAUAGGCUCCAAUUAAAUGUAAUUAUUCCGAGACCACUCAAAAAUAAAAUAUGCUUAUUAUUAGAAGCCAUAAAUUUAAAAUGCUUCUGUAUUUCCCAAACAUGUUGCUGAAUAAUGAAUAUUUAAUAUC